Molecule: messenger RNA, 1255 nt
Organism: Folsomia candida
Lineage: Eukaryota; Metazoa; Arthropoda; Collembola; Entomobryomorpha; Isotomidae
Exons: 3
Coding region: 136-1161 (341 amino acids)
Molecular function (GO): GTP binding
Source: RefSeq, a predicted model, not a curated record
UGAAUGCAUCAGGAAUUCUUUGAAAAACAAUCUUUUAAUCAUAUCCAUCAGAAAGUAUCAUAUGAAUUGGCAGGAUUGUUUUCAAAGUAUUUUAGUCCAUAAUCUCAUCUCACAUCAUAUGCGUUUCCAAUAAUAAUGGAUAAACCCCCAAAAGCUCCUGUUCGAAAACGACUAUUUCUUCAACGACCGCACCCAAGACAUCCGAACAGCACGAAUAAUGCAUACAUUCUGGUGCUUGGACCUCCCAAUUGUGGCAAAUCGACAACGAUAAACUGUCUCUUUAAUCAUCGAGAAAUUGCCAGCGUUUCUCCGGUCGAAGGGACAAACUCGAUCCACGAGUUUAGCACAAACUUUCACUCUCAACGAAAUUUGAAGCUGAUCGACACCCCCGGAGUUGGAAAUCCCCUCAACGCAGUUUGGGACACCAAAGUGAUCGCCACCCUAAAAAAGUACAUGGAUACGGACCGAGAACUAAGUCACUGUAUUCCUAACGUGGUCCUGAUCGUGGGUCGAUUUGACGAUGAACGGCUCACAGACGCGAACGGACCAUUUGUAAAGUCACUCCAGGCCAUAAAUCUCCUAAAUUCGAGGCUAUUUGACAAAUUUUCUUGCAACGUUGUCAUCCUGUUGACCCAUUUUAUGCAAGGAGAUGAAGCCUAUCGAGCAUCCUCACAUUUUAGGCGAGACGAAGUAAUGGACCUGAUUAAAAAUUAUACCCAAUUUCCGCAAAUGCCGUACAUAAUUUUUGGAGAGAAUAGUAUUGUACGAAAAACAGGGGGUAGAAACAUGUUCAUUCGACAUCCAGAAUACGGUGGUAAAUGUUUCAACCUGUCUGAACACGAUGAUAGCAGUGCGGAGGAUAUUUAUCCUUCAAAUUUAAUUGAUCUCAUUAUCAAAAUUAGUGCAGGUUCUACCCAGGGUGCAUUGGGACCAGAGUAUUUUAGAAGUAUUUUUCAAAAUAGAGAAAGGCUUUUCUUAUGGGGGAGUUGUAGUCUGCCGCUAGUUUCCAGCGAGAGGAAGCGAUUUCAAAAAGCGUUUUAUGCCUUGCAACAGUCCUACAAAACGGAGGAGAGUAAGGAAAAAGAGCGAGAAACUGCUUUCGAUAAUUCUAAUAAUAGUAAUAAUAAUAAUAACAAUAAUGAGGAGAUUUUGAAAAUUUGAUGAAAAUAUGUAGCAUAUACAUACAUACUAAUUCUACUAAUGCAUUGAGUUAUACUAACGUGUCGUAAAUAAAGCGAACUUUUACAACAAUUUA